ACGCCGCUACAUCCACUGUGUGGCUCGUCUCAAUAGGAGGACGAUAGACCGUAAAAAAAAAAAAGAAAAAGAAGGAAAAAACACACCUCUCCAGUCCGCCAGUGAAUGAAUGAAUUGAUGGAUGAGUGAAUGACUACACCGGAGACGUCCCGCCGCUGCCCACGUCUUGAAUUUUAGGUCUGCGAGAGCGAGCGAGGAGACGCUGUUCGUUCAAGGGGGUCGACGCCACGGCUGCCUCUCUGCCCCUAUCAUCAUCGCCGGACCACUGCACUCCUGAGGAGCCCACUGCUUUCUUCAGGCAUUUAUUCUCCUCCGCUCCCUAUUCCCGCGACUCCAUCUCUGCUCCCAGAUCAACGUCCUCCAGCCAGUGAAGAAGCCAUGCUCAUGUCGUCCCCUCAUGGCCGUAACACGACCGCCAUCACCCUCCUCCAGUCACAGCUGAUGUUUGUGCUGGCCCUGGCUGUGCUGCUCUGCCCCUUGGGCUUAGUGACAGUUCAGGGGGAGAGCCAGACCCAGUCUCCUACCCAGGUGCUCCAGGACCUGCUGGCCCGCUAUGGCGACAACAGCACCAUCACGGUGCCCCAGCUGCGGUCUCUGCUGGCUCUCCUCAGCCAGGGUCAGGGUGAAGUUGACAACAACACCAGCAAUGUGUCGGAGACGCCUAAAAGCACACCUCCCAAAUCCAACAGCUCCAAGUGCUUGCCUGAAGACACAUUGGCUAUUUACAGCAUUAGCGAGCAGUCACGCCUGGAUGGGCGGGGUUUACAGGAACUUUGCCCCACUAUGCUUCAGCAGUUGGAUGCUGGGACUUGCAGGGUGCAAAAAAAGGAGAUGCUGAGCGGUGACACCUCCCCCAGGCCUUCAGAUGCUGAAGUGUGGGGUUAUGGGAUCCUGUGUGUGACACUGAUCUCUCUGUGUUCGCUGGUCGGGGCGAGCGUGGUGCCCUUCAUGAAGAAAACCUUUUACAAGCGACUGCUUCUCUACUUCAUAGCCCUGGCCAUUGGCACGCUCUACUCCAACGCCCUGUUUCAGCUCAUCCCAGAGGCCUUUGGCUUUGACCCCCUGGUGGAUUUCUACGUGUCCAAGUCUGCAGUGGUGUUUGGAGGCUUUUACCUUUUCUUCUUCACCGAAAAGGUCCUCAAAGUGCUUCUCAAACAGAAAGAUGGGAGCCACGGCCACAGUCAUUAUCCCGUUGCAGAUCGUUACUCGACACCCGACAGGGAUUUGGAGGAGGCCGAGAAGGAGAAACUGCAGCAGAACGGAGAAGCCAGCAGUCUGGCUCUGGGCAAGGUGGACGCAGGGGAGGGCGAGCUCAUGCUCAGCCCUGCACAGACACCACAGGACUCCCAGAGCCCAGACAGCGGGGGGCGGUCUGGAAGCGGCGGUGGCUGCUACUGGCUGAAGGGGACGACCUAUUCUGACAUCGGCACACUGGCCUGGAUGAUCACGCUAAGUGACGGUCUGCACAACUUUAUUGACGGCUUGGCCAUCGGCGCCUCAUUCACCGCCUCCGUCUUCCAGGGCAUCAGCACCUCUGUGGCCAUCCUGUGCGAGGAGUUCCCCCACGAGCUGGGAGACUUCGUGAUCCUGCUGAACGCUGGCAUGAGCAUACAGCAGGCUCUGUUCUUUAACUUCCUGUCUGCCUGUUGCUGUUACCUGGGCAUGGGCUUUGGCAUCCUGGCAGGCAACAGCUUCUCCCCCAACUGGAUCUUUGCCCUGGCAGGAGGAAUGUUCCUCUACAUAGCGCUAGCAGACAUGUUCCCAGAGAUGAACGAGGUGAGUCGUGAGGAAGAGGACGCAGGCGGCAGCAGCUUCCUCCUCACCUUCGCCAUCCAGAAUGCCGGCCUGCUGACGGGCUUCUCCAUCAUGCUCCUCCUCACCACCUACUCUGGACAGAUCCAGCUGGCCUAGCACCAGACUCCUCUGGCCCAUACCAGCCCUGACCAGAAUGAAAUGAAACUGGGGUGUAAGCUGGUUUGUGCUGGUGGAAACUGGCCCCGCGAGGAGGGAGGGAGGCUGAAACCUUUUUUUUUCUCUUUAUCCUCCAUGCUGUUUAAGUUUUCAGGACCCUGGAGUUUGGGGAGUUAGGCUGUGCGGCAGGUACGCACACUCCCCUAUAGUAAAUAUUUGAAUAUCUUUUCUUGUGCUGUUCCCACAUGCAGUAAACCCCAGGCAGAGGCGGAGUCGGCCUUUUUUUCAUCAACGUUUUCCUGACAGCUGCCCUUACAGUCUAGAAACAUCAACUGGAGCAGAGUUCAGCCUACAAAGUCGACCUAAAGAUGUGCGACUCCUGUGCUGACAAUGAACUGACGUGCAAUACUCACCCAGUCACUUAAAUUGUUCUCUAUUCCCCAGACUAUUGAUCCGCCAUUUUAGCUCCUGCUCUCAUUCCCUAUCCUCUCAUCCUUCCCUCAGUGGAUGUCGUUGAGCCUCAACCAGGGCCUGUUGAGAUUCAUUAGAUGCAGAUUAGUUAUAUCACUAAUCCUCUGUGCCGCCAACAUUUCCUUGGGAGGGGGGAAAGCACAAUCAGGUAACAGCAGCUGUGUUACUGAAUAACUCCCAUCGUUGAGUCUUUAUCCUUCAGUUCCAGACUGUAACCCCCCCCAUUUUUUUUUUUUCAUUCCAUACCAAAAGCAAAUUAUUACGGACCUGAACUGGAAUUUUAUUCAAAUGUCAACAUCGACUAGACUUCCAGAUGGACUUUGUUGUUCGUGGGUUGAUGUUAUAUUUUUUUACACGUGAAAAAAAAAGGAAAAAUGAUCAGACUUUUGAAGACCAAAUGUGGGCAGACCAUUGAGAAUGGUGAAGGGCUACACAGUGACGUUUCGGAGGGCACACUUUGUGCUCCUGACUGUAGACUCGUCUAUUUUCCUCGACAUGCAGGUAGAAAUUCUUAACAAAGCCUGGGUCCCAAGUUAUGUAAAGUGACAGAAAGUCCAGAGUUUGAUUUUUAGUGGCUUUAGCCAGAUCAGACGCAAUAACACCCAGCGUCCACAGCAGCAUUUCUCCAUGGUUAACCAUCCGUGCCCUCGAUUAAUAUAGCAUUGAAUAGUUAUAGCUUUUUUUAUUCCUUGUAUUCUUGAGCUCUGGUCUUCGCACAUCCCAUUAGUCCAUGGGAUGUGCGAAUUCCCAGAAUUAUCAAUUCUUUUACAGUCUAGUCAUAGUUUUAACAAAAUACUGUGACCUGAGUCAUAUGAGCACGCACAUUUUUCCUACUGGUCCGGUCUUUGAUCUUAUCCAUACAAAUCAUCCAUAUUAAUAAGAAAAAAAUAGGUUAUCUACUGUAUUUAGUUACUUAGGUUGUUAUGACAAAUAUCUGAUUCUAAGUUACACAGUAUGGCCAAAAGUAUGUAGACACAUGUACUUUGUACUUUGUUGUGGGACUGUUAUUCAGGACUUGGGCUGGCUCCAGUUCCUGUCUCUCGUGUCUUACCAUUAUAUUCAAAUCACAGAAAUAAGCACGUGCUUUUGAUAAAAUUAAAAAAAAACAAAAAAAA
This is a messenger RNA of Xiphias gladius (swordfish), 3497 nucleotides long. RefSeq names its product solute carrier family 39 member 14 (gene slc39a14). Gene Ontology annotation, cellular component: membrane. Bases 379 to 1911 code for a protein of 510 amino acids. NCBI's taxonomy places the organism in Eukaryota, Metazoa, Chordata, Actinopteri, Istiophoriformes, Xiphiidae. The record is from RefSeq and is a predicted model, not a curated record. Gene Ontology annotation, biological process: zinc ion import across plasma membrane; intracellular zinc ion homeostasis. The transcript is spliced from 10 exons. Gene Ontology annotation, molecular function: zinc ion transmembrane transporter activity.